AUGACGUCACGACUGAUGUCACGACUUGUGAUGAAAACAUUGGAUGCCAUGAGAGUCGCGAAGAAGAGUCUUCUGUUGUCUUCGCAGCGCUUCCUGUCGACCGCCGUCUACCCCGACAUCCGCGCCCAACAGUUGCGCAGAGGGGCGGGCGGCCGGUCGUCUUUCAACGGACAGGUGGUGACAGUGUUCGGCGGCGGAGGUUUCGUCGGCCGAUAUGUGAUCAACAAAUUGGCCAAAACCGGGACUCAAGUCGUCGUUCCCUUCAGAGGCGAUUUCCUCGACUGCCAGCGCCUCAAGUGUGCCGGCGAUUUGGGACAAAUCCUCUUCCGGCACUUCCACCUGAAGGACGCGGAGAGUGUGUUCCGGUGCGUGAAGUACUCGACGGCAGUCAUAAAUCUGAUCGGAAAAGACACGGAAACCAAUAACUUCUCGUUUCGCGCCGUUCACGAGGACGGCGCGCGACUCAUCGCGCAGAUGUCCAAAGAGGCCGGAGUCCAGCGCUUCGUCCACUUGUCGGCGGCCAACGCGAGUGCGCAGCCGCAGAAGCGCUUUCUCGGACGCGCCGCCAAAUGGCUGCAGUCAAAGCACGCGGGCGAAGAGGCCGUAAGAGAGGCGUUCCCGUCGGCGACGAUUGUGCGCCCGACGGACAUUCACGGCGCGGACGACUCGUUUCCGCAUUACUUCGCGCACUGGCAAAGACGACAGUUGGGAAGACUUCCGCUCAUUGACGGCGGCUUUCAAACCCAAAAACAACCCGUUUUCGUCGGAGACGUCGCGCAGGCCAUAGUGAACGCGCUUUCGGACGACGAGGCCGUCGGACAGCUCUUCGAGGCCUUCGGUCCGCGCCGGUACACAAUGCGCGCUCUCGUGGAGUACAUUCAGCGCAUAAUCCAGAAGACGCCGGAAGACGGCUUUAACGUGACGAACAUCCGGUGGGCGCCCCUAUUGUUGGCGCGCAUCUUCAUCUUCUCGAACCCCAAAUGGCUCUACAAAUACCCAAACGUUUCGUUCGAGAAGUUGGAAAGAGAGGCCGUUUCGGACGUUCGGACGCCGGGCGUGAAGGGCAUCGAGGAAUUGGGGGUGCGGUUGACGCCUUUGGAGGACAAAUGGGAAUACAAUUUAAUGCAUUGGAAACGAAUGGCUUAUUAUGGAGAAGAAGUCGGAGAAUUCCCCGAAAUCCCUAAACCGCCGCAAAUUCCCCUUUAAUUGUAGUCAAUCUCCGAAAGUGUGUUCAAAAGUGUAGAAAUAAACAGAAUUUACGCAAAGA
Oppiella nova is the source of this 1267-nucleotide messenger RNA. NCBI's taxonomy places the organism in Eukaryota, Metazoa, Arthropoda, Arachnida, Sarcoptiformes, Oppiidae. The record is from the annotation of a GenBank genome assembly.